This is a messenger RNA of Paralichthys olivaceus (Japanese flounder), 2898 nucleotides long. It is a transcript of the gene kcnb1, whose product is annotated as potassium voltage-gated channel, Shab-related subfamily, member 1. NCBI's taxonomy places the organism in Eukaryota, Metazoa, Chordata, Actinopteri, Pleuronectiformes, Paralichthyidae. Gene Ontology annotation, cellular component: membrane; voltage-gated potassium channel complex. Gene Ontology annotation, biological process: potassium ion transmembrane transport; protein homooligomerization. Gene Ontology annotation, molecular function: delayed rectifier potassium channel activity; protein binding. The record is from RefSeq and is a predicted model, not a curated record.
UGUGCUCCAGCGGAUUGAUUGUUCCACAGAGCGGAACGUGCCGGUUUGAUUCGGUGCAGGAUGACAACAACAACAACAACUCACCACGUAAUGGAAGAAGACAGGACCAAGUGCAGUCCAUAACACUGGAUGUUUGCUGACUCCCACGCCAUAAAGUCAUCAUGGAGAAAUCCUUGGCUGAGUUAAAUAAAGCUGGCUCCCGCUCAAUGUCCUCGCUGCAACCUGAACCAGUGGACAUAAUGCGCAGCAAGACAUGUUUCCGCAGAGUCAGGCUGAAUGUAGGGGGUCUCCCUCAUGAGGUCUUGUGGCGAACGUUAGACAGGCUACCACGAACACGUUUGGGGAAGUUAAGAGACUGCAACACCCAUGAAUCUCUGAUGGAAGUGUGUGAUGACUACAACCUCGAGGAGAACGAGUACUUCUUUGACCGACACCCGGGGGCAUUCACAUCAAUUCUGAACUUCUACCGCACAGGGAAGCUGCACAUGAUGGAAGAGAUGUGCGCACUCUCGUUCAGUCAAGAGCUCGACUACUGGGGAAUUGAUGAGAUCUACCUGGAGUCCUGUUGCCAGGCGAGGUACCACCAGAAAAAGGAGCAAAUGAACGAGGAGCUGAAAAGAGAGGCUGACAAUUUAAAAGACAGAGAUGGGGAAGAAUUUGACAACACCUGCUGUGCUGAAAAACGGAAAAAACUUUGGGACCUCUUGGAAAAGCCCAGCUCAUCCGUUGCAGCAAAGAUCCUGGCCAUCAUCUCCAUCCUCUUCAUUGUGCUAUCAACCAUUGCCUUGUCUCUGAACACCCUUCCAGAGCUGCAGGACACAGACGAGUUUGGCCAGUCCACAGACAACCCACAACUGGCCCAUGUGGAAGCUGUGUGUAUUGCCUGGUUUACCAUGGAGUACCUGCUUCGCUUCCUCUCCUCCCCUAACAAGUGGAAGUUCUUUAAGGGUCCCCUAAAUGUCAUUGACCUUCUGGCAAUCCUGCCAUACUAUGUCACCAUUUUUCUAACAGAAUCCAACAAGAGUGUGCUUCAAUUUCAGAACGUCCGCCGCGUGGUCCAGAUUUUUCGGAUCAUGCGUAUCCUUCGUAUUCUGAAACUGGCGCGUCACUCCACAGGCCUUCAGUCACUGGGCUUUACCCUGAGGAGGAGUUACAAUGAGCUGGGCCUGCUUAUCCUCUUCCUUGCAAUGGGUAUCAUGAUCUUCUCCAGUUUGGUGUUUUUUGCUGAAAAGGAUGAAGAGGAUACAAAGUUUAAGAGCAUUCCAGCUUCUUUCUGGUGGGCUACUAUUACUAUGACCACAGUAGGCUAUGGAGAUAUAUACCCCAAAACUCUCCUGGGAAAGAUUGUGGGGGGGUUGUGCUGCAUAGCUGGAGUGCUGGUGAUUGCCCUGCCCAUUCCCAUUAUUGUAAAUAACUUCUCUGAAUUCUAUAAGGAGCAAAAGAGGCAGGAAAAAGCACUCAAACGGAGAGAAGCCCUCGAUAGGGCAAAGAGAAAUGGCAGCAUUGUCUCCAUGAACUUAAAAGAGGCAUUUGCUCGUAGUGCCGAACUGAUGGAUGUGGUUGUAGAGAAAAGUGAGAGGCCUCAUGACAACCAUCUCUCUCCAAGUCGCUGGAAAUGGACGGCUAAGAGGGCUACAUCAGAGACAAGCUCAAACCGUUCCUUCAACGCCCAGGAGUUAGGUUCUCCCAGCAAGGCCCGAGCAAACAGUCCCCAAAGGCUAAAUGUGCAGAAGCUAGAGGAGAUGUACAACCAGAUGGCAAAGACACAGUCACAACCCAACCUAAAUGCCAAAGACAGAGGCACUAGAGUCAGCAAACAGAGAGAUGAGAUAGAGCUGGGGGCCAUACAAGAUCACGGGCCACCAGUGUUAGGAACCAGAGAGGGAGUAGGGGACAUGAAAAGCUUGUCUAGCAUUGACAGCUACAUCAGUUGUGCAACAGACUUCCAGGAGAAUACACGUUUCCUCCAAAGUCCAGCAAUGGACCUUGGCCUUCAGGAAGGUAACCGACUCUCCCACAGUCCGGCAACAGCGUUGUCCCAGCGUGCCAGUGCGAGAACAGGUCAGCAGACCACUAGGGAGUGUCAGCCCAUGCUGACUCCUGUGUCUGUCACAAAGCCCUCAUACUCAGAUAAUGCAAGGAAAUUCUUCUUUUCUGGAAACUCCACGAAAAGUCUUAUACCUAAGGGGGGCUGCCGCAGUGAUGGGGAGUCAGGCCUGUCCCCCCUCUCAGACAGCUCAGUCCUUUCAGACCACUCUCUGUUAAGUCCUGAAGUUUCUAUCUACACCACUGCCAGCAGCAGGACCCCACCGAAGUCCCCAGAGAGCACUGCCCUGGCUCCAACUGUCUUCACCUUCCACGACUCCUCCAUCAGCAAGUACAUUGACGCCGACACAGAUGAUGACGAGCACCUGCGCGACAUCUCUGAUGCAAGUCCCUCAGAAUGUCUGUUGGCAGGAAACAGCCCAAAACGCAGCAUCAACAUCAAUUACCAGAGGGGCACCAACCAUUUAGAGGCAGCCCAGAAAAUGCUGGGCCAAAAUUGCUUGUUCCCCCUUGAAGGGAUUCGUGGGGUAGCUCAUGAGAAUCAUGUAGGACAUGAAAUGGCACAUAGACCAAAGGUUGAGAGAGGGCGUCAAAAUACUUUGGAUAAAAGCCUCUGAGGUAAAAGUGGAACAGAAACAAAUGGGAAGCCCGGGCCAGAGUGUUUGUGAUAAACACGGUAGACAACGGAAAGAGAAGAAAAAGGGUCUCACUGAAACAUUUCACGAAUUACCUUAGCAUGCUGCUGGGCAAUGAGCUCCAAGUGAACAUGUGUGGUGAAUACUCUGGGAGAAUAAACAUUUCUAAAUUGGAGAAUGUCACUGCCCAUCCUUCAGCUCAUUCCUCUUAGCGGUA